GCAGCGGGACGCGUCGCGAAAAGUCGCGGUGGAACUUACCUGCGGUGUACAGAUCUGGCGCUUUACGCUGCCAGGCACUGCUGAGCUGGGAGAUGUCAGCUGCAGUCCGGACGGAGCCCUUGGGUCCUCCCAGCAGCUUUGCGAAGCGGCUCCUGGUGACCGGGGGUGCUGGUUUCAUCGCAUCACAUGUGAUUGUCUCUUUAGUAGAAGAUUAUCCAAACUAUAUGAUCAUAAAUCUAGACAAGCUGGAUUACUGUGCAAGCUUGAAGAAUCUUGAAACCAUUUCUAAUAAACAAAACUACAAAUUUAUACAGGGUGACAUAUGUAAUUCUCACUUCGUGAAACUGCUUUUUGAAACAGAAAAAAUAGAUAUAGUACUACAUUUUGCUGCACAAACACAUGUAGAUCUUUCAUUUGUACGCGCCUUUGAGUUUACGUAUGUUAAUGUCUAUGGCACUCAUGUUUUGGUAAGUGCUGCUCAUGAAGCCAGAGUGGAGAAGUUUAUUUACAUGAGCACAGAUGAAGUAUACGGAGGCAGUCUUGAUAAGGAAUUUGAUGAAUCUUCACCCAAACAACCUACAAAUCCUUAUGCAUCAUCUAAAGCAGCUGCUGAGUGUUUUGUACAGUCAUACUGGGAACGAUAUAAAUUUCCAGCCGUCAUCACGCGAAGCAGUAAUGUUUACGGACCACAUCAGUAUCCAGAAAAGGUUAUUCCAAAAUUUAUAUCUUUACUACAACACAACAGGAAAUGCUGCAUUCAUGGAUCAGGGCUUCAAACAAGAAAUUUCCUUUAUGCGACUGAUGUAGUAGAAGCAUUUCUCACUGUCCUCAAGAAGGGGAAGCCAGGUGAAAUUUACAACAUCGGAACCAAUUUUGAAAUGUCAGUUCUCCAGCUUGCCAAAGAACUAAUACAACUGAUCAAAGACACCAGUUCAGAGUCCGAAAUGGAAAACUGGGUGGAUUAUGUUAAUGAUAGACCUACCAAUGACAUGAGAUAUCCAAUGAAGUCAGAAAAAAUACAUGGCUUAGGAUGGAGACCCAAAGUGCCUUGGAAAGAAGGAAUAAAGAAAACAAUUGACUGGUACAGAGAGAAUUUUCACAAUUGGAAGAAUGCAGAAAAAGCAUUAGAACCCUUUCCAGUACAACCACCGUUUGUGUAGAAAGGACAGUUUUCAGAGAAAUUAUCCUACCUCAACAAGUGAUAUGAAAUCAAGUGACCAGAUGAAGUGUCCUCUUCAGAUGGAAUUAGAUUUGUGACUUUUGCAUAAAAUUCAAAUGCAAAAAUGCCUCAAUAUUUAGAAUUGUUUUAGUAUUGCCAUAUGAGUUAAAUAUCAAGAUUCUUUCAGAAAGCUUCUCUCCUGAAAGUCUGGAACCAGUAGGCCUAGAAAGACCUGUCUGUAGAAGGGGGGCCAGGAAGGAGGAAUCUCAUGGUUCUGAGAACCAGGAUGGGAAAUAGCUCUGCAUGGAUGACAGCCUUGGCUGGCACUGAACUCAGCUUCCCAGCCUCUCCCACUGCCCAGAAAGUCUCAAGUUUUCAUUUUUAGGCAAUAUAGGAUGAGCCAUAUGCCCGCAUUCAUCUUUUUUUAAAGAUCUGAUGUGCUAUAAUUGUUUUAAAAUGGGAACAAUGGACGAGUAUUUAGCACUUUUUAACUUUUGGUAAUUUUGUAAUAUUAAGUUAAAUGUUUUUUAAAAGAAGGAUGUAGUUUUUAUAUUUUCGAAAUCAGUUGUUGAACUAUAUAUAAGUAACAGUGUAUGAGAGAAAUUUUAUCAUGUAUUUACCAUUUAAAAUGAUUUUAUUUAUAAAAGUAUCAAUAUUUUAAUGUAUUUAAUGUAGAAUGUGGCUUUAUUUUUAGUAAGGUAUGUUUUUAUUUUGCUGUAGAAAAAAUUUUAUAUUACUUGAUUAAAUAUUUUUAAUUCCUCUGUCUCCUAACGACUUUAAGAU
Messenger RNA from Neomonachus schauinslandi (Hawaiian monk seal), 1942 nucleotides. It is a transcript of the gene TGDS, whose product is annotated as TDP-glucose 4,6-dehydratase. Gene Ontology annotation, molecular function: dTDP-glucose 4,6-dehydratase activity. Bases 93 to 1160 code for a protein of 355 amino acids. The record is from RefSeq and is a predicted model, not a curated record. Lineage: Eukaryota; Metazoa; Chordata; Mammalia; Carnivora; Phocidae. Gene Ontology annotation, biological process: nucleotide-sugar metabolic process. The transcript has 12 exons.